AUGUCACAUAAGAAACGUGUAUACCCAACUAUGUUGGGAUAUUCCCAAGAUGCUGGUAAUGUUGCUAAUAACAAUCUCAAUCCUGUUUUGACCUCUGAUGUAGGUAAUAUAAAUUAUCAACAGCAAAUGGGUAACGCAAAUAUUGACCAAGAUCAAUUUGCCAAUCAACAAAAUGGUUUACCAAAUGAUAAUUCACAGCAAAGAGUUUUCACUCCUGCUCAACAACAAUUACAUCAACAGAUUGAUCAGACUGCAAAUGCUAUGAGUAACAUGCAAUUGCAUAACGUACCAGUUGUAGACCCAAAUGCUUAUUACCAACAAUCAAUGCAACAACAACAAUCAGGUGUUAAUUUAGCAGGAGGUUCAAAUGCUCGUCAAUCUUCAAUUUCUCAGAAUCCACAAUUGAAUACUCAAUUCUCAAAAUCAAAUAAACCAAUGAAUCAAUUGUAUCCAAUUGAUUUAUUAGUAGAAUUGCCUCCUCCAAUAUCUGAUUUAAGUUUACCUCCUCCUCCUUUGAUGGUACCACCUGAAAAAAUGAUUGUUCCAAGUGAAACUUCAAAUGCUCCUCCAAACUAUAUCAGAUCAACCUUAAAUGCAAUCCCAAAGAACAAUUCUUUAUUGAAGAAAUCUAAAUUGCCACUUGCUUUAGUUAUCAGACCUUAUCAAUAUUUAGACGAUGAUGUCAGUCCUCCUCCAUUGAAUGAAGAUGGUUUGGUCGUUCGUUGUCGUCGUUGUCGUUCUUAUAUGAACCCAUUUGUUACAUUUACUGACCAAGGUAGAAGAUGGAGAUGUAACUUCUGUCGUUUGGCUAACGACUUACCAAUGUUGUUCGAUCAAUCGAUGGGUGGCGCACCAACUAACCGUUACGAGAGAAAUGAAGUUAGACAUUCUGUUAUGGAAUAUUUGGCUCCAAAGGAAUAUACUAUGAGACAACCUCCUCCUUCCAUCUAUUCAUUCGUAUUGGAUGUCUCCCAAAAUGCUAUUAAAAAUGGUUUAUUGGCCACUGCUACUAGAACCAUUUUGGAAACCUUAGAUUCCAUUCCAAACCGUGAUGAAAGAACAAGAGUCUCCUUUGUAUGUGUCGAUAGUUCAUUACAUUUCUUCUCUAUUCCAUUGGAUGAAGAUUCCGAUCAAGUUAAAAUGAUGGAUAUUGGUGAUUUGGAAGAACCUUUCUUACCAAGACCAAAUUCAAUGGUUGUCCCUCUAAACUCAUGUAGAAAAAACAUCGAGAAAUUAUUGAACAUGAUUCCAGAAAUUUUCAAGUACAAUAUCAUGCCAAGCUUUGCACUAGGUUCAGCAUUAAAAUCUGUAUAUAAUAUGAUUGGUGGUAUUGGUGGUAAAAUUAUCGUCAUCUCCUCCAGUUUGCCAAAUAAAGGUAUCGGUAAAUUGCAAAAGAGAAAUGAAACCGGUGUUGUUAACACCAACAAAGAAUCUUCUCAAUUAUUAUCUUGUCAAGAUUCUUUCUAUAAAACAUUUGCAAUUGAUUGUAGUAAAGCUCAAAUUACAGUUGACCUUUUCUUAGCUUCUGAAGAGUAUAUGGAUGUUGCAACAUUAUCUAACUUAGCUCGUUUCACUGCAGGUCAAACUCACUUUUACCCAGGUUUCUCUGCCUUACAUAUGGCAGAUGUUACUAAGUUCACCAAAGAAUUCUCUAAACAUAUUUCUAUGGAUAUUACAAUGGAAGCUGUUAUGAGAGCUCGUGGUAGUACAGGUUUGAGAAUGUCUUCAUUCUAUGGUCACUUCUUCAACAGAUCUUCUGAUUUGUGUGCUUUCUCCACAAUGCCAAGGGAUCAAAAUUAUGUAUUUGAGGUCUCCCUAGAUGAAACUAUUCCAACAGAAUAUUGUUACGUCCAAGUUGCCAUUUUGUUAUCUUUGAAUACUGGUCAACGUAGAAUCAGAGUUAUAACUUUGGCUAUCCCAACUACUGAAUCUUUAUUGGAAAUUUAUGCCUCAGCUGAUCAAUUGGCUAUUACAAACUACUUUGCUGAGAAGGCAGUCGAAAAGGCAUUGAAUUCAAGCUUGGAAGAUGCAAGAUCUUAUAUUUCUAAAUCAGUUCAAGAUAUUUUGGCUGUUUACAAGAAAGAUAUGGUGGUUUCAAACACUGCUGGUGGUGCACCAUUGAGAUUAUGUGCCAAUUUGAGAAUGUUCCCAUUAUUAAUGCACGCUAUGACCAAGCAUAUGGCUUUUAGACACGGUGUUGUUCCAAGUGAUCACAGAGCCAUUGCUUUAAAUAAUAUCGAAUCAACUCCAUUAAAAUACUUGAUAAAAAACAUAUAUGCCAAUGUUUACUCCCUACAUGAUAUGCCGGACGAAGCUGGUCUGCCUAAUGAAGAUGGACAAAUUGUUCUACCAACACCAAUUAACGCUAGUGCUACUUUAUUCGAAAGAUAUGGUCUAUAUUUGAUAGACAAUGGUACCGAGUUAUUCUUAUGGGUUGGUGGUGACGCUGUUCCUGAUUUAGUCAUGGAUAUAUUUGGUAUCCCAGAUAUCUUCCAAGUUCCAAUUGGUAAGCAAGAAUUACCAGUAUUAGAAAACUCUGAAUUCAGCGAAAGGGUCAGAAACAUCAUCAGCAAAGUUAGAGAGCAUGACGAUGCUAUCACUUAUCAAACAUUAUACAUCGUUAGAGGUGCUUCUUUGAGUGAACCUGUUAACCAUGCAUCUGCAAGAGAAGUCGCUACUUUAAGAUUAUGGGCUACUAGUACUUUGGUUGAAGACAAGGUAUUAAACAGUGAAAGUUAUCGUGAAUUCUUGCAAAGCAUGAAAACUAAAAUUAGUAAAUGA
Vanderwaltozyma polyspora DSM 70294 is the source of this 2781-nucleotide messenger RNA. RefSeq lists its product as uncharacterized. The transcript has a single exon. Gene Ontology annotation, molecular function: zinc ion binding; SNARE binding. NCBI's taxonomy places the organism in Eukaryota, Fungi, Ascomycota, Saccharomycetes, Saccharomycetales, Saccharomycetaceae. The record is from RefSeq and is a predicted model, not a curated record. Gene Ontology annotation, cellular component: COPII vesicle coat; endoplasmic reticulum exit site. The coding region runs from base 1 to 2781 and encodes 926 amino acids. Gene Ontology annotation, biological process: intracellular protein transport; COPII-coated vesicle cargo loading; endoplasmic reticulum to Golgi vesicle-mediated transport.